CUGCGAUCACGGCUGAUAUACAUUAUGCACAUCGCGUACACGUACAUACACGCGAGCUACGCCGCCUACGCCAGCGCUAGCUCAUCCUCCACCUCGGCCCAGAACCGUCCCUCGUCCUCGCCCAGUGUGAGCGGGGCCACAAAGCGGCGCACGUCGUCCGCGUCCGCGCCCUCAUCCCGCAGGCGGCGCAGCACGCCCGCGAUGCGGCGAGCAGUUGACGGGGGCACGCCAAACUUGUGACCGUGAGGGCUGAUCUCGGCCGCGCCGUCUUCAACUCCCGAUUGCCGACGGCUCUCGUCCGCUUUCGCGGGGCUCUCUGCCCCACUCUCCCCGCUCUCGUCCCCCUCAGCACCGUCCCCGUCCCCGUCCCCCGCGACCGCACGCACCCACCAUACCCGUAGC
Cutaneotrichosporon oleaginosum is the source of this 402-nucleotide messenger RNA. RefSeq lists its product as uncharacterized. The record is from RefSeq and is a predicted model, not a curated record. NCBI's taxonomy places the organism in Eukaryota, Fungi, Basidiomycota, Tremellomycetes, Trichosporonales, Trichosporonaceae.